Nerophis lumbriciformis (worm pipefish) is the source of this 591-nucleotide messenger RNA. The record is from RefSeq and is a predicted model, not a curated record. Lineage: Eukaryota; Metazoa; Chordata; Actinopteri; Syngnathiformes; Syngnathidae.
AUGGGCUCCCUCAUUUGGACGCCGACCACCCUUCCUGCUUGGAAAACCACUUUUUUACUUUUAAACGUGAUCUCAGCUGUCGUGAGCAAAAGACACACAAUUUACUGGAACUCCACCAACACCAGGUUAACAGCAGGUGGACUGUCUAUCCAAGUAAAUCUGAACGACUACCUGGACUUCUAUUGCCCUUACUACCCCAGCAAGCAAAUGCUGGGCCCCAGGCAGCCGGAGACAUUGGCCCUCUACCUGACCGAGGAGGCUGCCUUCCAGGGCUGUGUGGAGACAACGGCGGCCAUCAAGAGGUGGGAAUGCAACACCCCCUUUGCUCGGUUCGGCUCGGUGCGCUUCUCUGAGAAGAUCCAAAGAUUCACCCCCUUCUCGUUGGGAUUUGAGUUCCUGCCAGGGCGGCACUACUAUUAUAGCUCUCUGCCUGCAGAUGAAGGCCCACCGCUGCCGUGUAUGACGCUGCGCGUGACCGUGUGCUGCGAGACCGCGACUUCCCCUCUUAGUCGGGCUCCCCCGUCGAGGACACCUUCGCUUCCUCUCCUCUUCAUUCUCCUCAUCCUCCUGGCCCUCCUGCUGACGACCUGA